Messenger RNA from Siniperca chuatsi (mandarin fish), 953 nucleotides. RefSeq names its product ubiquitin-conjugating enzyme E2C (gene ube2c). NCBI's taxonomy places the organism in Eukaryota, Metazoa, Chordata, Actinopteri, Centrarchiformes, Sinipercidae. The transcript has 7 exons. The record is from RefSeq and is a predicted model, not a curated record. The coding region runs from base 330 to 854 and encodes 174 amino acids.
UGUGUGCACGUGUUGAUCUACAGCAGCUGUUAGCUUCGCUUCUCUGUGCUGUAAAUAAUAAACAGGCUAACAGCGGAGCUAAUGUUCAGUUAGCCGGCUGAGCUAACGCUAACAGCGCUGCUAUCGUUAGCAUGAAGCUAAAACAGAACCGCUGCUGAAGCGGAGCAACAACAAGCUGCUGCUAACUUACCGGAUAACUUACCGUCUAACCCCGUUACCACCGGACCGAGCGGCUUACCGGGACCUCCGGUAGCCGACAUUCAGCAGCUGCUGGCGAACAUACGGCGAGCUGUGGCUGCGCAAGAGUCAGUGACGCCCCGUCAGCCCUGAUGGCCUCCCAGAACAUGGACCCGGCAGCGGCAGCAGCUUCCUCCACAGCCGCCCUGAAGGGCAGCGAGACGGGCGGCAGCGCGGCCAGAGGCUCGGUGUCCAAACGGUUGCAGCAGGAGCUCAUGACUCUGAUGAUGUCAGGUGACAAGGGGAUCUCAGCGUUUCCAGAAUCAGAUAAUCUCUUCAAAUGGAUCGGGACCAUCGAUGGACCUCAAGGGACAGUGUACGACGGCCUCAGGUACAGGUUGUCUCUGGAGUUCCCGGCUGGUUAUCCGUACCAGGCUCCUCGUGUGAAGUUCGUCACCUCGUGUUUUCAUCCCAACGUGGACGAACAAGGUUUCAUCUGUCUGGACAUCCUGAAGGACAAGUGGUCGGCGCUGUACGACGUCCGCUCCAUCCUCCUGUCCGUCCAGAGCUUGCUGGGAGAACCGAACAACGAGAGUCCUCUGAACACGGCGGCCGCGGAGCUCUGGGACGAUCAGGAAGGCUUUAAAGCUCAUCUACACUCGACCUUCCAGAAGUGAAGCUGCUCCACGUUUCCUCCUUCUUCUGUUUGUCUUCUGUGUUUGUACAAUAUUUUUAUGUUUGUUCACCUCGCUGUAUCAAUAAAGUUCUUAACUCGA